GUUGCUAUUCCGGUACACAACAAUCGUCCUCAGAUGUUCUCCCUAACACAGAUUCUUACUUUCCUGUUGGUCGCCAUCACUUUGAUGACAUUCUCUUCGGCUCAGCCAAUCGACGAAGAGCGUCCGAUCUUCAUGGAACGUCGUGAAGCUUCAGCAUUUGGAGAUAUCAUUGGAGAGCUUAAGGGAAAGGGACUCGGCGGGCGAAUGAGAUUCGGAAAGCGAUCAUCUUCCCCUGACAUUUCAUUGGCUGAAAUGCGUGCAAUUUAUGGUGGAGACCAGUCGAAUAUCUUCAACUUUAAAUAAUCGCAAGCUUCUCUGGUUCUUCCAUACCCUUUCCGUUUUUCGAACAAUCCAUCACCCCGAACUGAUCUGUGAUUUGAUGAUCUACUUUUCAUUGUUUCUCUCGCCAACCAACCAAUCAAAUAAAAAUUCAAAAAUUCAGAAGCGCUCCCUUUUUUUCUCUCUUUUCAUUUUGUCGUCGAUUUGUGUCAGUGUACAGCAUCAUAACCGUUCUUUUCUUUUUGCGAAUAAACAAUUUUUGUUG
This is a messenger RNA of Caenorhabditis elegans, 544 nucleotides long. RefSeq names its product EASAFGDIIGELKGKGLGGRMRF-amide (gene flp-27). NCBI's taxonomy places the organism in Eukaryota, Metazoa, Nematoda, Chromadorea, Rhabditida, Rhabditidae. Gene Ontology annotation, cellular component: extracellular region. The record is from RefSeq and is marked reviewed.